Phragmites australis (common reed) is the source of this 2486-nucleotide messenger RNA. RefSeq names its product protein NRT1/ PTR FAMILY 8.3-like. Gene Ontology annotation, biological process: transmembrane transport. The transcript is spliced from 4 exons. Bases 604 to 2349 code for a protein of 581 amino acids. Gene Ontology annotation, cellular component: membrane. Gene Ontology annotation, molecular function: transmembrane transporter activity. The record is from RefSeq and is a predicted model, not a curated record. NCBI's taxonomy places the organism in Eukaryota, Viridiplantae, Streptophyta, Magnoliopsida, Poales, Poaceae.
CCUAUUUCCCACCCUCGGCUCAACAACGAACCAUGGGCAGCGGUAGGAGGAGCCGAGCGGGUGCGGUGGAGACAGGAGCCGCCCCCCUGCUUCCGGAGCCGCAGCUGUUCGUUGGUGAUGUUGGGCUGGUGGUGGUUGGCAGAUGAGAGAAAGAGACAGUAUCAUAGAGAGAUGUUAGCUGUUGCAGCCACCGCUGACAUCUCCAAGUUGGUCAGUUACCAUCAUCUUUUCUUUUCUUUUCUUCUACUCUUCUCUUCUCUUGUCUUGAGUCUAGCUCAAGGCAAUGCAGAAGAUAAGCGAGACGACGACGGCGCUUCAUUUGUCCGGUCUCUAGUUUCCUUUGACUUUUUGGUUUCAUAUGGAGUGGACAUUAAACCAAAUCAGUUGAGGUUGGCCUGGCGCUGCCUGCCUGGGAUAUGGAUCGAGAUUCCCACUGAUUCCACAGCUCUUUGACUGGUAGGAGUAGCUUGCUGUCUAAUCUCAGUCCGUCUAUUGGGCUGCCGAUACAACCAAAAGCGUUCGAUCCAUGAGCUAGCUCAUCCUCACAUACAUCUUCUUCUUCCUGUUCCGCCCCUGCAGAGCAGAGCAGAGCAGAGCAGCAGCAUGUCUCCCCCUCCUGGCUCCAAUGGUCAUCAUCAGCACAUGGAAUCCGGCGGCGAUGCGUCCUGGAAGCGCUUCACCUGGAAAGCCCCCGCAAUCGUCCUGGUCUUCGAAUUGCUGGAGAGCAUCGCCUUCUCCGGAGUGGCGCUGAACCUGGUGGUGUACCUGGGCACGGUGCUGCACGGGAGCACCGCCUUCAACGCCGCCCACGUCGACACCUGGAACGGCACCACCUUCAUCGUCCCCGUCAUCGGCGCCUUCCUCGCCGACAGUUACUGGGGCAAGUACAAGACCAUCUUGGCGUCCAUCGCCUUCUACCUCAUCGGCCUGGUGCUCCUGACCGUGUCUGCGGCGAUCCCAUCGCUGAGGCCUGCGACGGCGUGCCAGAUGGGGAUGUCGUGCCCGCCGGCCACCAAGACCCAAUUCUCCGUCUUCUUCGCGGCGCUGUACCUGACGUCCAUCGGCACGGGAGGCGUCAAGUCCGCCUUGCUGCCCUUCGGAGCCGAGCAGUACGACGACGACGACACCGACCACCCGGAGCGGAAGCAGUCCUUCUUCAGCUGGUUCUUCGCCGCCAUCAACCUGGGCAUCUUCAUCGCCGGCACGCUCAUCUCCUGGCUGGAGCAGAACGUGGCCUGGGCUCUCGGCUUCGGGGUCGGCACCGGGUGCCUGCUCGUCGCCGCGGUGGCCUUCGUGGUGGGCACGCCCUGGUACAGGGUGCAGUUGCCGACAGGCAGCCCGCUGAAGGACAUCCUCAGGGUGCUCGUCGCCUCCUUGAGGAAGCGCAAUCUGAGGCUGCUACAGGACGACGGCGCUGCCGCUAGUGACAGUGUGGUGCUGCACGAAUUGGAUAAGUCUAGUAGUGGUGGACAGCAGCGGCUGGCGCGCACCAAGGGGCUGCGCUGCCUGGACAAGGCUGCCGUUGUCGUCGACGACGAUGGUAGGCAAGAGGAGGAGGGCGCUUGGUCUCUGUGCACGGUGACCGAGGUUGAGGGCGUGAAGAUCUUGGUUCGGAUGCUGCCCAUCUGGGCGACGUGCGUGCUGUACGCGGCGUCGCUGGGGCAGAUGACCACCACCUUCAUCCAGCAGGGGAUGGCCAUGGACACCAGGCUCGGGGGCAGAUUCAAGGUGCCCGUGGCGUCUCUGGUGUCUGUGGAGGUGGUUUUCAUGCUGCUGUGGGUGCUGCUGCACGACGCCGCCAUCAUCCCGGUGGCGAGGCGGGUGACGGGCCGGCCUGGCGGGCUGACGCAGCUGCAGCGCAUGGGCGUGGGGCGGUUCCUGGUGGUGCUGGCCCUGGCGACCGCGGCGCUGGUGGAGAGGAGGCGGCUCCGUGCCAUCCACCAGGGGAGCGGUGACGGUGAGACGCUGAGCAUCGUGUGGCAGGUGCCGCAGUUCGUGCUGGUGGCCGGGUCGGACGUGUUCUGCGGGAUCGCGCAGCUGGAGUUCUUCUACGGGGAGGCCCCCGCGGCGAUGCGCAGCAUCUGCUCGGCCUUCUCGUUCCUGGCGCUGUCGCUGGGGUUCUACGUGAACUCGCUGGUGGUGACGCUGGUGGCGGCCGUGACGGGGAGGCCCGGGUGGCUUGCGCCGGACCUCAACGAGGGGCACCUGGACUACUACUUCUGGCUGUGGACGGUCAUCAGCGUCGUCAGCCUGCUCCUGUACAUGGUGCUCGCCGCCCGGUACACGCCCAAGCAGGUCGCCGCCGUCGACUCGCAUCCGACUCCUCCUGCCUCCAGCUCGGAUGAAUGAAUCGACUCACAAGGCUUACAACCGGAGAGAGACAGAAUCGGAUCGAUAGGCAGCGAGUGAGUUGUUAUGUUUCCCCAUUAACAAUUCCGGUCACGUUGUACUCUGUUCCUAGUAUUAUUGUUAGUUUCAAUCAUCAA